Molecule: messenger RNA, 6134 nt
Organism: Oncorhynchus gorbuscha (pink salmon)
Lineage: Eukaryota; Metazoa; Chordata; Actinopteri; Salmoniformes; Salmonidae
Product: MAP kinase-activating death domain protein-like
Biological process (GO): regulation of apoptotic process; regulation of Rab protein signal transduction
Cellular component (GO): cytosol
Molecular function (GO): guanyl-nucleotide exchange factor activity
Source: RefSeq, a predicted model, not a curated record
AUGGUACAGUCUGCCCCCAUCCGCGGAAAUCCAGUCCCUGCAGAUGAUCUGGUGGAAAUGUUAUGAAGACAGGUUUUAAGCCAAUUAUCAUAUGCGAGCAAGCAUUUCACAGUCUACAAUUAGGUGGGGAUUUAAAGCACACAUUGAAGAGCUGUUGAAUCACAAUCUCUGGAAAAUGGAUCCAGGAUACUUAUUACAUCUCGCUAUUUGAAAUACGUCUCAAUUCAUCUCACUCACUGGCUUUCAUUCUACCAUCAAUAACAUACCAGGCCGACGACGACUGCUAACUAGCUAGCGGGUAUUCCUAGCCACCUAGCUAACAUACUGGUUUCCCCAUUCUUUUCUCAGAUGUCCACAAUGACCACUAAGGUUCUGCAUGCUCCUCCUACACCUAGCCCUGCCUCUUCGUGAUUGAACAGCUGCUGACUGACCAGAGAGGUGAUAUAUGUCUGUGUGGCCAUGACUUAAAGACGUCAUCAAUCAAAGAUGGAGAAAAAGAAAAUGUGCCCCCGUCUGCUGGACUACCUGGUGGUGGUCGGAGCCAGGCAGCCCAGCACUGAUACCGGGUCCCAGACCCCCCAGCUCCUUCGUCGCUACCCGCUGGAGGACCACCCGGACUUCCCCCUGUCCCCGGAUGUGGUCUUCUUCUGUCAGCCUGAGGGAUGCCAGAGCAUCCGUCAGCGCCGGGUCAGCCUGCGUGACGACACCUCCUUCGUCUUCGCACUCACUGAUAAAGACUCGGGCAUCACGCGCUACGGCAUCUGCGUCAACUUUUACCGCUCCUUCCAGCGUGGGGGGCACCGCCGUGACAAGGCAGGUAGUGGUGGAACGGCGGCACAGACAGCGGAAGCGACCAGCGAGGGUUCCGAUGGCAGCGGUGGCUGCCCCACUGCCUCCACAUUGCCCACACCUGCCAGUGCCGACACAACCGCCACGUCCACGCCAGGCACAGAGCCGGGACCGCCCGGUGGUGAGCCAAAUGCCGGCAGGUCCCCUCGGCACAAACGCAGCACUGGCAAAAUGGUCAAUAAGAACCGUGACAGCACGCUGACCUCGCUGUGCAUGAUCAGCCACUACCCCUUCUUCUCCACCUUUAGGGAGUGCCUGUACAUCCUCAAGAGAAUGGUGGACUGCUGCAGUCACAGGUUGACCCAGCGCGUCGGCCUGCCACGCGGAACUCAGAGGGACACCAUGUGGCGUGUGUUCACGGGGGCCCUGUUGGUUGAGGAGAAGGGCAGCCAGCUGCUGGCUGACCUGCGGGAGAUCGAGUCCUGGGUCUACCGCCUUCUGCGCUCUCCGGUGCCCGUGGCGGGCCAACGGCGCGUAGAUGUGGAGGUGCUGCCCCACGAGAUGCAGCCGUCACUCACCUUUGCCCUGCCUGACAACUCUCGCUUCUCCAUGGUGGACUUUCCCCUGCACCUGCCCCUGGAGUUGCUGGGUGUGGAUGCCUGCCUCAUGGUGCUCAGCUGCAUCCUGCUGGAGCACAAGGUGGUCCUCCAGUCGCGGGACUACAAUGCCCUGACCAUGAGUGUCAUGGCGUUUGUAGCCAUGAUCUACCCCCUGGAGUACAUGUUCCCUGUCAUUCCCCUACUGCCCACCUGCAUGGCCUCCGCUGAACAGCUUCUCCUUGCCCCCACCCCUUACAUCAUAGGUGUGCCUGCCAGCUUCUUCCUCUACAAAUCCGAUUUCAAAAUGCCCGACGACAUUUGGCUCGUGGACCUGGACUGUAACAAGGUCAAAGCACCCACCAAUGCAGAGCACCUACCCCCUCUUCCCGAGCCGGAAUCCACAGAACUCAAGAAACACCUGAAACAGGCCCUGGCCAGCAUGAGUCUCAACACCCAGCCCAUUCUGAACCUGGAGAAGUUCCAGGAGGGCCAGGAGUUACCCCUGCUCCCCCCCGGCCAGAACAAGGCGUCGCCCUCCUCCACCGAGUUCAACCCCCUCAUCUACGGCAACGACGUGGACUCUGUGGAUGUGGCCACCAGGGUUGCCAUGGUGCGGUUCUUCAACUCCCCCAACGUGCUCCAGGGUUUCCAGAUGCACACACGCACGCUGCGCCUUUUCCCCCGGCCUGUGGUGGCUUUCCAGGCCACGUCCUUCCUGGCCUCGCGGCCCCGCCGCUCCGGCUUCGCUGAGAAGCUGUCGCACACCCAGGCCGUGGAGUACUACGGCGAGUGGGCUCUCAACCCCACCAACCUGGCCUUUCAGAGGAUCCACAACAACGUGUAUGACCCAUCUUUGAUCGGAGACAAGGGCAAGUGGUACGCCCACCAGCUGCAGCCGGUGUUCUACCGCGUGUACGACGGCAGCUCCCAGCUGGCCGAGGCCAUGAGCGGACCCCUAGAGGAUGAGGCUAAUGACUCGGACCCCACAGACGACAGCGACAGCGAGGCUGGCUACGACGACUCCAGCUCUUCCUACUCGUCACUUGGAGAUUUGGUGAACGAAAUGAUCAAAUGUGACAUCCAAGGGGACACGCCAAACCUGGAUCCCCCUACCCACGCUGCACUGGGAGAUGCCAGCGAAGUGGAGUUCCAGGACUUCCAGGAGUUCAAGGGAGAGGGUCCCCUCCCUCAAGAGAAGGCACUGCCCGAGGGGGGCGAUGGACCUCCUGAACCUCCUGAUGGACAAGCCCUCCGCUCGAGCUCCAGCACAACCGCCAGCUCCAGCCCCAGCACAAUCAUCCAGGGAGUCAACAAUGAGCAGGCAGAACCAGUGGAAAUGGAGGCGUUGGCCAGUGCAGCUCUACAGAACCCUGUCCCGGGAUUGGGCGUUCCGCCCUUCUCCAGACCUCCUCCAGAUGCUGCCCCUGUGGGACCAGCCAAUAAGACGGGAGAGUACGACAACCCCUACUUUGAGCCUCAGUAUGGCUUCCCUACUGAGGAGGACCCUGAGGCAGAAGACCAAGAGGAGACGUACACGCCCCGGUUCAACCAGAACCUCAACGGCAACAAAGCCCAACGCCUCCUGAGGCCCAGCAGCCUAAAGCUGCCCGGAGAGUCAGACGGAGAGGGCGACUCCCGCAACAGUUCUCCAAAUUCCACCAUCUCCAACAACAGCAGCGAUGGCUUUGGGGGCCUCAUGUCCUUUGCUAGUAAUCUGUACAAGAACCACGGCACCAGUUUCAGCCUCUCCAACCUGUCUGUACCCAAUAAGGGGGGGCUGAGGGAGAAGGCCGCUGGGGCUGGGCCCUUCCCCAAUCUCAAAGAUGACAGCCCGACUAGUAGCCCUGGCCCAGACAGUCCGGUAUUUGGACUAAAUUCUCUAAUGGAGAUAAUUACAGAGGCCGGCCCGGGGAGCGGAGAAGGAGGCGCCCGCGGUCCCCCCAGAGCCCUCGUUGACCAGAAGUCGUCGGUCAUUAAGCACAGUCCCACGGUCAAGAGAGAGUCCCCCUCUCCCCAGGGUCGUGCCAACAAUACCAGUGAGAACCAGCAGUUCCUGAAGGAGGUGGUGCAGAGCGUGUUGGAGGGCCAAGGCGUGGGCUGGCUCAACAUGAAGAAGGUGCGCCGCCUGCUGGAGAACGAGCAGCUACGCGUCUUCGUGCUGAGCAAGCUGAACCGGGCCGUCCAGUCAGAGGAGGAUGUCAGGCAGGAGGUCAUCCGUGAUGUGGAGAUUAGCAGGAAGGUGUACAAGGGCAUGUUAGACAUACUGAAGUGCACCGUUUCUAGUCUGGAACACUCGUACACCAAUGCCGGGCUUGGAGGCAUGGCCAGCGUCUUCGUUCUACUGGAAAUAGCACGCACCCACUACCAAACCAAAGACCCAGAGAAGCGCAAGCGGAGCCCCAGUGACUCUGCAAGCAGCCCGGGCAGCAAGGGGAGCCCGUCUCCCCGCAUGGAGGGCACCAAGCCCCCCCGGGUCCUUCUGGUUCCCCGUCUCCAACUGCCGCACCCCACCUCCGGGGGCAAAGGCACCCGCCACUUUGACACUCGGAGUCUGAACGAGGAGAAUUUUAUUGCCUCCAUUGAAUUGUGGAGCAGGCACCAUGAAAAGGAUAAGCAAAAAGCUAUGGAAAAACAACAGAGAGCGGAGGGGGCUAAGAAACAGCACCCUGAGCUGACCGACAUGGAGGAGAAGAAGUCCCAGAUCAGUGCUGACAGUGGCCUCAGCAUCACCUCCGGUUCCCAGAAGAGUGACACAGAGUCUGUGACCAGCACUGAACCGCCAGUCCUUACCCGAAGCACCAGCCAGGACUCAGAGGCCAGCACAGUGAUAAGUAACAGCUCAGGGGAGACGCUGGGAGCUGACAGUGACUUGAGUAGCACCGCUGGAGAGGGCUUGGGUGGCAGGCAAGCCCCCCACCUCAACCUUUCCAGGGGAACACUGUCCGACAGCGAGAUUGAGACCAACCCGGCCACCAGCUCAGUGUUUGGUAAGACCCAAAAGAUGAAGCCUGGUGUGAAGGAGGCGAACGCUAAACUUGUGCCUGUCCUGGCUAAGGGGCCUCCCGCCCAGCCUUUGGAGGACAUAAGCAUGAGGAUUUACCUGUGUGAUGGCCUGCUGGGGCGCGACAAGAGCUCCAUGUGGGACCAGCUGGAGGAUGCUGCCAUGGAAACCUUCUCUCUGAGUAAGGAGCGCUCUACACUGUGGGACCAGGUCCAGUUCUGGGAGGAUGCUUACUUGGAUGCUGUCAUGUUGGAGAGGGAGGGGAUGGGUAUGGACCAGGGACCUCAAGAGAUGAUUGACAGAUACUUGUCACUCGGGGACCACGACCGUAAGCGCCUGGAGGACGAUGAGGACAGGCUGCUAGCUACUCUACUGCACAAUAUGAUCGCCUACAUGCUAAUGGUUAAGGUGAGCAAGAAUGACAUCAGGAAGAAGGUGAGGCGUCUGAUGGGGAAGUCCCACAUCGGCCUCAGCCACAGCCAGGAGAUCAAUGAGUGUCUGGACAAACUGGCUAAUUUGAAUGGCCGCGAGCUGUCCAUCAGACCGAGCGGAAGCCGUCACAUCAAGAAGCAGACCUUCGUGGUGCAUGCUGGGACAGACACCACGGGGGACAUCUUCUUCAUGGAGGUGUGUGACGACUGCAUAGUCCUGCGCAGCAACAUCGGCACAGUGUAUGAGCGCUGGUGGUACGAGAAGCUCAUUAACAUGACCUACUGUCCCAAGACCAAGGUGCUGUGUCUGUGGAGACGCAAUGGCCAGGAAACUCAACUCAACAAGUUCUACACCAAGAAGUGUCGUGAAUUGUAUUACUGUGUGAAGGACAGCAUGGAAAGGGCUGCUGCACGACAGCAAAGCAUUAAACCAGGUCCAGAGCUGGGUGGAGAGUUCCCUGUGCAGGACAUGAAGACGGGCGAGGGAGGACUGCUGCAAGUCACCCUGGAAGGAAUCAACCUCAAAUUCAUGCACAGCCAGGAGCGGAAGGUUUUCAUAGAGCUGAAUCACAUUAAAAAGUGCAAUACUGUGAAGGGAGUCUUUGUCCUGGAGGAAUUUGUUCCUGAAACUAAAGAAGUGGUGAUCCACAAGUACAAGACACCCAUGGCACACCAGAUCUGUUACUCCGUCCUCUGCCUUUUCUCCUACGUGGCUGCGGUGAAAGGGAAGGAAGCAGAAGGCAAGUCCAAGCUCCUAUCUCCAAGACCCCUGCCCAGCUAGUCUACGACCCAUCCAAUCUACACCCCCCCUCCCACCCACACACACACACACAAAAACCCCUGUGCCUCUCACUCUUCAACAAAGUGGAAUCUCGGUCCUACUAUGAAAUUGAGUUCUGACAAUCCUUGACCUACUUAAGCACACACCUCUACUCCUCUUUGCACCCUGUAAGUACAUCUCCAAGAAAUACCCUCUACUUUUGUGCAUGGCCCUGUAAGUAAAAUCCCGUGUGUGUGUGUGUACAUAAACUAAGCAAAAAAAGAAACGUCCUCUCACUGUCAACUGCGUUUAUUUUCAGCAAACUUAACAUGUAAAUAUUUGUAUGAACUUAACAAGAUUCAUCAACUGAGACAUAAACUGAACAAGUUCCACAGACAUUUGAAUAACAGAAGUGGAAGUGUCCCUGCACAAAGGGGGGGUCAAAAUCAAAAGUAACAGUCAGUAUCUGGUGUGGUCCCCAGCUGCAUUAAGUACGGCAGUGCAUCUCCUCAUGGACUGAGCCAGAUUUGCCAGUUCUUGCUGUGAGAUGUUAC